UAUGUACCACUAGGUUUCCCAUCUCAGUUUCCUCUUAGGAUAUCCCCCUUUUAUCCAUUCUUUUAAUUUAAGCCAAAACCAGAUGCUCUUUCUUAGGAUGUACCUAAUCGCCAUCACCAAAACCAGAGAUACUUUCCCAUAAACAGUGAAACCUUGCGCCAUCACGAUAUCCAUAUAAUGUCAGACCUGCUUUCUCAAUUAAUCUACUUCACCUUUAUUCUCCUAACCUUCCUUGCUGCUUCCUAGUCCAAUUAAUUAUUGAUUAUCUUCCUUAGGCUAAUCAUUUGCUCGCCCUCAGUUAUCUAUAUGACCAUAUUUCCAUUGCAUUAGAUCACUCACCAUAUCUGUCGUUCUUUGUGAUGGAUUAUCAGCCAAAUACCUCCCUUCGUUUAAGUCAACCCAAAAAUCAACCAAGCCUAGAUCUUGCACUUGAAACUUCUUCUUCUUCCUCCUCAUCUCCCCACAGUCCAUCCGAACCCCGGGUUUUCUCUUGUAAUUUUUGCCAAAGGAAGUUCUAUAGUUCUCAGGCGCUAGGAGGGCACCAAAAUGCUCACAAGUUAGAGAGAAAUCUGGUCAAGAAAAGCAGGGAGCUAAGUUCGGCUAUACGGGCUCACGGGGGGUCUGGUCCAGGAAGGGGAUCCAGCAGCAUCAGUGGUUCGAGCCAUGUUCACGGCCGCAUACAACCACCUCAUCUUGCAACCUAUCAACAAGGCCAUGCAAGCAGGUUCAGUGGUGAAAUGGGGAAUGGCAGAAGAGAUGUGAAUUAUGGCUCUAGUCAAGAGAUGGAUUCUUGGUCCAAUGGACACAUACCUGAAAAUAUUCAGGAUGAGUUUAGUCAGCUUGACUUGUCGUUAAGGCUUUAAAUUGCCCCUUUUUCAAUUUAAUUUCAUUUUCUUAAAUUAAUUUUCAUUUAAAAC
This is a messenger RNA of Rubroshorea leprosula, 917 nucleotides long. NCBI's taxonomy places the organism in Eukaryota, Viridiplantae, Streptophyta, Magnoliopsida, Malvales, Dipterocarpaceae. The record is from the annotation of a GenBank genome assembly.